This is a messenger RNA of Cercocebus atys (sooty mangabey), 2843 nucleotides long. RefSeq names its product family with sequence similarity 83, member F (gene SACK1F). The coding region runs from base 89 to 1594 and encodes 501 amino acids. The record is from RefSeq and is a predicted model, not a curated record. NCBI's taxonomy places the organism in Eukaryota, Metazoa, Chordata, Mammalia, Primates, Cercopithecidae. The transcript has 5 exons.
CCCCGCCCCUCGGCGGCUCCAGGUGCGGCUGUGGGACGUCGGACAGCGGCGGGGCCAGGGCCAGAGCCGGAGCCGGGGCCGGGGCGCCAUGGCCGAGUCCCAGCUGAACUGCCUGGACGAGGCGCACGUGAACGAGAAGGUGACCGAGGCGCAGGCCGCCUUCUACUACUGCGAGCGGCGGCGGGCCGCGCUGGAGGCGCUGCUGGGCGGCGGCGAGCAGGCCUACCGCGAGCGGCUCAAGGAGCAGCAGCUGCGGGACUUCCUCUCCAGCCCGGAGCGCCAGGCCCUGCGCGCCUCCUGGAGCCCCUAUGAGGACGCCGCCCCCGCCGCCAACGCCCGGGGCAAGAGCAAGGCCAAGGCCAAGGCCCCCGCGCCGGCGCCUGCUGAGUCCGGCGAGUCCCUGGCCUACUGGCCUGACCGUUCCGACACCGAGGUGCCUCCGCUGGACCUGGGCUGGACGGACACUGGUUUCUACCGCGGCGUGAGCCGGGUCACCCUCUUCACCCACCCCCCUAAGGACGAGAAGGCGCCGCACCUCAAGCAGGUGGUCAGGCAGAUGAUCCAACAGGCCCAGAAGGUCAUUGCUGUGGUCAUGGACCUCUUCACUGAUGGUGAUAUCUUUCAAGACAUCGUGGAUGUUGCCUGUAAGCGCCGGGUCCCAGUGUACAUCAUCCUGGACGAGGCGGGAGUGAAGUAUUUCCUGGAGAUGUGUCAGGACCUGCAGCUCACCGACUUCCGGAUUCGGAACAUCCGUGUCCGCUCUGUGACAGGCGUUGGCUUCUAUAUGCCCAUGGGGAGGAUCAAGGGGACCCUGUCAUCAAGGUUCCUGAUGGUGGAUGGUGACAAAGUGGCCACUGGAUCUUACAGGUUCACCUGGAGUUCCUCCUACGUGGACAGGAACCUCCUCCUGCUCCUGACAGGGCAGAACGUGGAGCCCUUUGACACAGAGUUCCGGGAGCUGUACGCCAUCUCCGAGGAGGUGGACUUGUACCGGCAGCUGGGCCUGGCGGGCAGGAUUGGCCUCCACUACUCCUCCACUGUGGCUCGAAAGCUCAUCAACCCCAAGUACGCCUUGGUGUCAGGCUGCCGCCACCCGCCUGGGGAGAUGAUGCGCUGGGCUGCCCGGCAACAGCGGGAGGCAGGCGGCAACCCGGAGGGGCAGGAGGAUGGUGGCAGCGGUGGCGAGUCAGCCCGGCGCCUGGAAAGCUUCCUGAGAGACCUGGUUACGGUGGAGCAGGUGCUGCCCCCUGUGGAGCCCAUCCCCUUGGGAGAGCUGAGCCGGAAGGAUGGCAAGAUGGUCUCUCACAUGCACAGAGACCUAAAGCCCAAAUCCCGAGAGGCACCCAGCCAAAAUGGCAUGGGAGAAGCAGCCCGGGGGGAGGCCGCCUCCGCCAGGCGCUUCAGCAGCAGGCUCUUCAGUCGCCGAGCCAAGAGGCCCACGGCGCCCAACGGCAUGGCCAGCUCCGUCUCCACUGAGACUGUCCCUGAAGUGGAGUUUCUGACAGGGAAGAGGCCCAACGAGAAUUCCAGUGCUGACAUCUCAGGUAAAACAAGUCACAGUUCUGCCAAGCCCAGCAACUGCGUGAUUUCCUGAGCUGCAGGAUGGUGGUGGGCAGGACGUGUGGAUGUUCGCCUGCCCUGCCCUGUGUUGUGGAGAGCUCAGGUCGCACACUGCACCAGUUUGCACAUCAGACUCCAACUGGCCUCCUGCCUUGCAGCCUCUGUCCUGGUCUCAGGGACCCUGGAUCCCAAAUGAGAGGGUCCGAAGCAUCUCAGUUACACGCCUCCACCAGACUGUCGGUGGCUGGGCAGGGGUCAGUGCCACGGCCUCCUUGUUUACAUGAAGUGGAAGCUUGACCAGUGUCUGCUCGCCUUUGUGCCCCACCCCCUCCGCUGGUCGCCAGAUGGGGUGAGGGCCAUUCUUUAAACCUUAAUGGGAUGGGGUAUCUGGGGCAGCCGCAGUGGCUUCUCCUUUCCCAGGCUUCCUGGUGCUUCUGGUUCCCCCCACUGCUCCCCACCCAAGAGAUUGGUGGAAUAAAAGGGAAGAGGGCGGAACCCUGAGCCUGGGAUCCUAAGUUCCAGUCUUGCUCUAGCCGCCGACCUCCAGGUGUAAGGUGCAGCCGGAACUGCAGGGGCACUGGCUGCAGGGAUCUUCCUGGCCCCGGCCCUGCAGGCUCCUGAACUAGACUUGAAUGAGGGGAAGAUCCCACGGCCUCCCCCAGCGAGGGGCAGAAUUUGAUGCUGCUGUUCUGAGAGCACUCAUACUGAGGUCUCUUUCCCUGCCGGUGCCGUCCUGGCAGUCUCAGCAUGAGUGGUCCCGGCCUCCUCGGCUGCUGCCUGCUGCAGACCUAUGUGGGGGUCUUUACAGUGCCUUUACCUGGGACUGUUCCUUCCCUCAGUCAGUAAACUUAGGUUUACAGCCAAGGCAGGGAGGGGCUUGGCUGAGAGGGGAUUGGGGGUAUGGGAGGCUGGGCCCUGAGGACAGGAGCAUUUGCCUUUUUUCCCCCAACUCUAACGGGGUCCUCGGACCCCUUCACCAACCAGGGCUUCCAGGUUACACUUCGGCCAAAGACAGGCCUUUGCCUUCUUCGAGAGUCAGGCCAUGUUUAGGAGCCUGUGCCUCGCCAGAGCAGGUCAGCCUAAUUGCCAUGAGGCUGGGCCGGGAGACCCAGUAAGCAAUUCCACUCUGCCCUCCCCACUUGGGUGACUGGAGAGGGCCGAGGAGAGUUUGUGAAUGGACCUGGGAGAAAUUGCCAAACUGCAGACUCUGUGAGCCGGCCCUGCGGGCAGGGCGAUGGGGGAUCUGAGUCCUGUGAAAGAGCCAUGCGGCAGUGACCUCUGAA